GUUACCUCUCGUUGCUGGAUGCAAAUUUACAAAUUUCACCAAAGAAGAUGGAAGCGCUCUAAAGGAUCACGUAAUGAAAACUGUCACUGUAUUUCAACCAUUAGCUUGUCAUUGGCAAUGUGUAGACACUCCUCUGUGUUUUUCUGUGAACGUAAGGAAGCUACCAAGUGGGUGGGUCACGUGUGAGCUAAACAAUUCUAGCAAAACCGCUGACCCACAGGAUUUGAUACCAAGCAGCGGAAGCCAGUAUUAUCAAAUGGCGGAAACUUCACAUUGCACCUUGGAAGAAUGUACCUAUAAAGACGCCCUACCCGAUGGGUGGCUUAUGGUUGGAUCGAAACGCAUCAAGUUGUUUCACGGAAGAAAAACUUGGGGGCAAGCGAAAAAGUUCUGUAAUUCAAUUGGUGGAGAGCUGGUGUCAAUCACACGUGCGUACGAAAAUGAGUUUGUCGCUAAUUUAGUCCUUCAAGUCGACACGAGUACAACAGGUGAAGAGCCUUACCACAUCAUAGCACGCUGGUUUUUGGAUGGCGCUGACAGUGACGUCAGCCUCUUUGGCGGAGCAAGAUACGAAGAGGAAAGUGGUGAAAAAUCGUUGUACUUGGACGGAUCGGGUGCCCACGCUACGACCCCAGCGGUUGACUUUAACAAGACUAGUUUUACCAUAGCCAGCUGGGUAAAACUUCAGACCCCUGUCAAUGAUCCAUCUCCUAUUUACACUGACUGGUCAUCGAAUGAUGAAAUAAAGUUUCUUUUCAUCGCAUCCGAAGGGAAGGCUAAAGAGCUUCGCUUUGGAGGUUUUAAUCAAAGGAGCGACUGGAAACCAUGGCUUUCAGGAGGGUCUCCACCGAUUGACCAAUGGUUCCAAGCCGCGGCGGUCUGGGACAGACAAACGAGCGAGGUUCACUUAUUCCUAAACAGUCACAAAGUCGGAACUCAGCAAGUAGCGAGUGACAUAUUCUUGGCGGAAACUUCACAUACCGCUUAUGACAUCGGACUGAAGAGGGACAAUAUGGGCUCUCUCAGGGGAAAUUUGAAAAAUCUGACGAUUAUCAGCAGGGCUCUCAGUGUAGAAGAGAUUGCCAAUAUAUCAGAUCCUAAGUUUGAAGUAAUUGAUGGUGUUUGGAUUGGAGGGAAUGAUAUCACCACAGAGGGGACUUUUCUUUGGCCUAAUGGUAAUCACGUGACCUACACCAAUUGGGCUGUCAGUCAACCAGACAACAGCUAUGGUUACCAGGACUGCGUCGCAAUGAUAAUUUUUAACGGGACCUGGGACGACACAAGCUGCGGGAGGCGACUUCCUUUUGUUUGCGAAAAACAACCCUAA
This is a messenger RNA of Stylophora pistillata, 1327 nucleotides long. RefSeq lists its product as uncharacterized. Lineage: Eukaryota; Metazoa; Cnidaria; Anthozoa; Scleractinia; Pocilloporidae. The record is from RefSeq and is a predicted model, not a curated record.